Molecule: messenger RNA, 1275 nt
Organism: Aspergillus affinis
Lineage: Eukaryota; Fungi; Ascomycota; Eurotiomycetes; Eurotiales; Aspergillaceae
Product: NAD(P)/FAD-dependent oxidoreductase
Exons: 2
Coding region: 1-1275 (424 amino acids)
Molecular function (GO): sarcosine oxidase activity; flavin adenine dinucleotide binding; saccharopine oxidase activity
Source: RefSeq, a predicted model, not a curated record
AUGGCCCCUCCCAUCAUCAUCGUCGGCGCCGGCGCCUUCGGCCUCUCCACGGCGCUGCAUCUCUCGCAGAAAGUGUCGCCCGACGAGAUUCUCGUGCUGGAGCAGGACACGCAGAUGCCCCCGCGGUCGUCGGCCGCGAAUGAUUUGAAUAAGAUUGUGCGGGCAGAGUAUGAGGAUCCAUUCUAUACGGACCUGACUUUGAAAGCCAUCUCCGCCUGGUCCGAAGGUCCCUUUGCCGGAAACUUCCACCAAACCGGUUUCCUGCACUGCGUCUCCAGCAAAGCCCCCCAACCCGCCAUCGACACAUUGAACCGGUUCCGCGCGUCCGCCGACUCGCACGCCGCCAUCAACCCACACGUCGUGUCGCUGGGCCACGAGGAUGCCGCGAAACCGCACCUCAUGGGCCCUUACCGCGGCGCCAUGCCCGGCUGGCACGGCUACCUGAACAAACUAGACGGGUGGUGCCACUCCGCGAAAGCCCUGGUCGCCGUCUACGAGGCGGUCCGCAAGGCCGGCGUACCGGUGUGGUUAGGCGCCGGGGUGGCAGAGCUGGUCUAUGACUCCCCCAGCAAGGGGACUGGGAAAUGCACCGGGGUGAAACUCACCUCCGGCGGCUUCCUCCCCGCGCGACAAGUCAUCGUCACCGCAGGCGCCGGCGUCUCGCCGCUCCUCCCGGCCCUGAACCGCCAGAUCACCGCCAAAGCCUGGUCCGUGGCGCACAUCCAACUCACGCCCACCGAGGCGGCCCAGCUGCGCGGUCUCCCCGUGACGUACGCGCGCGAUCUGGGCUUCUUCUUCGAACCCGACACGGACAACCACCUGCUCAAGCUGUGCCCGAUGGGCGGGGGGAUCGUGAACACGGAUGCGCACACGGGCGUGUCCCGACCGGAGUACGAGCCGUUCCUCCCGCGCGAGGACCAGGCGAAGAUGCGGGCGUUGCUGCGCCAGACGUUCCCGGAUCUGGCGGAGCGGCCGUUCGUGCGGCCCAUGCUGUGCUGGUUUGCGGAUACCAAGGAUAGCGAUUUCAUUGUUGAUUAUGUGCCGGGGAGUCAGGAGAGUGUGGUGGUGGUGUCGGGGGAUUCGGGGCAUGGGAUGAAACUGUUUCCGUUGGUUGGGGAGUGGGUGGUGGAUUUGCUCGGGGGGAAGAAGGUGGAUCGAUGGGCGUGGAAGGAAGAAGAUGGGAAUGGGGAGUGGAAGGGCGAGAGUAGUUGGCGGUUGGGCAGUUCGAUGGAGUUGAGGGAUUUGAAGAAGGAGGGGAGGGCGAAUAAGUUGUAG